This is a messenger RNA of Geodia barretti, 382 nucleotides long. NCBI's taxonomy places the organism in Eukaryota, Metazoa, Porifera, Demospongiae, Tetractinellida, Geodiidae. The record is from the annotation of a GenBank genome assembly.
UGUUUCUCAAUGUCCUGCUUCUUGAAAGGAUCCUUUUGACAUUUGUUGGGGCAUGUGACUGGAUACAACUCGCAAUGAAGAUAGUGGAUUUCAGUAACUUCUUUGAAUGUUGACUCGUAUUCGUGGCAGUAUUCACAGGAGUAAGGCCGCUCUAGACACUCCUGGUUCUGGUGGGAAGCGAUGUUGUGACGCUGGAACCUCUCCCCACACCCAUUCCCACACUUUAUCUCCAGAAACUGACACCCAGUUAGCUGGUUCUCUGGAGACGGAUUUUCGUUCAGGUGCUGUUCGUAUUCUCCAAGUUUCCCCCUCCAUUCACAGCCGUCCUUCUUGUGUGAGCACCACACCUCCUGGGCCUUCAGAUAUCUCUCCAGUCCGUAGU